AUGCAGAUCACUCCACCGCCAGUGCAUCGCAAAAUGGGCGUGGCAGGACAGCCACCACGCUCACCAUUGGCACCAAUUCGAUUGGCGGUGAAUGUAUCACCACAAUCAACACGUCUUUUACGGACAGCUCAAAGACCUGAUAUCACUAAAAUUACAAAAGUUGAGAAUGUAGACGUACUCUUCCGUGCUAGUCGGAUUUUCGUCGAUCGUAGUCCACCACAGGAUCGCCGCCAAUGCAUUCCGUCUCGGAGUCCACGCGUUGACAAAAAAACUCGUCCAAAAAGUAUGUUCGAGCAGGCCGAAGAGCCGUUAUAUGCAACACCAGUGAGAGUGACAAACAGAGAAUUCCGCGCUGCUCCAGCCAAUUCACCUAUGGUCGUUCGUAGAACAGCAUUUGUUCCAGUAGUCUCAAGGUAGCA
Strongylus vulgaris is the source of this 419-nucleotide messenger RNA. The record is from the annotation of a GenBank genome assembly. Lineage: Eukaryota; Metazoa; Nematoda; Chromadorea; Rhabditida; Strongylidae.